ACAAUGCGGCGCGAUAACGGGAAGGGUGAAUUGGUACGUGUGAAGAUCGUUCGCGCCCUGAUUAGCCUGAUUGUCCAUCGGCGAAUAUAUCUUGCGCCUACGCGCUGCAUUAUAUAGGGCGAUGGCUCCCUUCUCCUGGCCGGCCGAGCGUUAUCGAUUGUUACGAGCGCCCCGAAACCAGAACCGUAACUAGAGAAUUACAGCGCCUACGGUGAAUUAUUCUCAACGAGAGGCCGUAGACAGAAUAGAUCAGCGCGAUCCCGACGUUGAUAUCGGAGUAAGGAGCAGGAGGAAAAUUUGCGGAACCGUUAGUUUUCGAAGAGAGCGACGCUGAGGAGGACGUAGGCGUGACUUGUGCGAAAGUAACUGCCGGUACUUGAGUGAGGGUGAGCGUGGUCGCACGAGCUUUAUCUCGUGAUUAUUUCGUUGUUUUGUCAUGUCACCGGAACGGAAGAUCGAGAGGAGCGUGUGUCUCGCGCGCGAACAAUUUUGCAAAAUGCUCAGUCGCUGCGAUUAAUGAUGAGGACAUUCGUGAUUGUCGCCGUUCGACAGGUACCGUUCACACAGCCAGGGAAACCGUGUGUUCGCUAUGGCCCAGCUACGGCUCUGACCUUACCGUUUGAUAACGUGCUAAAUGUGCACUUUCCGCGCGCGCGAGAGCAUGCGUCCGCAUCUGCAACCUACCACCGGCUGCGCCAGUCGCACGUUGGCCGAUGACGGAUGCGCACGGGUUGACAGUUAACGUGUCACCGACUACACCGGCGGCACGCUGCUUCGAGACAUCGUCAAGGAUAUCGACGCGGCCGUAUCAGUGUCGAUGAAGAAGACGGAUGCUGCGAUAUAAUGGCAUCCAGGAGGCCGACGAAGUACGACGACUCGUAGAAUCACGAUGGAACUGUGCAAAGGGUCCUGGAAGGUCUUAAUCCUCGUCUGCGUGUUCGGCAUUUACACAUGGAUAUUCCUCGUUGAUUACUCGCACACGCUGUCGCAGAGGAUAUCUCUGCAGAGAACGCGGAUCUCCGUGUCAGCGGGGAACGUUCUGCACCAGGCUCUUGAUCAGCCGAAAAUCGAGCAGGUGUUCGCAGGCGACGGAGCGGCUUCGAAAAUCACGAAAUCGCAGUCGACGUCACCGCGGAAUUCGAGCGACACGUUCAAGAGCAAUGUGUCCACGUCGAGAUAUCAGACCCCGAAGCAACAGGGUCUAAUACCCAGCAGACAGUUGCCAACCGCUCUGAUAAUCGGCGUGAAGAAAGGCGGUACUAGAGCUCUCUUGGAAUUCCUGAGGCUGCAUCCUGCUAUUCGCGCUGCCGGCUCGGAGGUCCACUUCUUCGACCACCACUAUGUCAAAGGAUUCCGUUGGUACAGGCGUAGAAUGCCUCCGACUAUGGUCGGCCAAAUCACCAUGGAGAAGACGCCGUCAUACUUCGUGACGAGUGAAGUACCGAAGCGGGUAAAGCACAUGAACUCGGGAAUGAAACUGAUCGUCGUGGUGAGAGAUCCCGUAACCCGGGCGAUAUCCGAUUACACGCAGGUGAAGAGCAAGCGCGUCAAGAUGCCGCGGUUCGAGGAUCUUGCCUUUCUGAACGGCUCGCGGAUCGUCGAUAUCUCCUGGGUGCCGUUGAAGAUCGGGGUUUACGUGCGGCACCUGGAGAGGUGGCUGCAGUACUUCCCGUUGUCGCAGUUCUUGUUCGUGUCGGGCGAACGUCUGAUCGCCGACCCCGUGAUGGAGAUCACCAGGGUGCAGGACUUCCUGGGCCUGAAGCGGGUGAUAUGCGAAAAACACUUCUACUUCAACGCCACCAAAGGCUUCCCUUGCUUGCUCAAGUCGGAGGAGCGCGCGAUGCCGCAUUGUCUCGGAAAGAACAAGGGUCGCAGUCAUCCUUACAUCGAUCCCAUGGCGGUUCAACGUCUGCGCGAUUUUUAUCGGCCGUUCAAUCAGCGCUUCUAUCAGCUGGCGGGUAUGGAUUUCGGCUGGUUCUGAAACCCGCGCGGUAUUGCAUUUGGAAUAAAUACAUAUCGUAAGUAGGGAAACGGAACGGAGUCAAUUUUCGUCGUGUAUCGAAUAUCUCGCAGUAUCUAUUACGCCUGAAUAUCCGUAAUCUGGUCAGGAUAGGAAUGCAUACAUACAUAUUAAUGAUCAUGUAGAAACGCGCCGUUAGCGUCCAUAGCAUUUGUGCGGGUCGUGUUACGAUUCGGUUUGCGAUCGGGUGAAUUUCAUCGUCUCUCGCGGUGCACCGCGAGGGGCAACUGAUUUUUACUGUUAAUUCAGUCAAUGCCGCACGUUGCGGUGCGUUAAUGUGGCAGAAGCUACUCGUUACUUUUCGCGCUUGUUACCGUUAAACUAGUAAUUUACGAAGAUUUAAGGCGUCUAAGUUCUCGCGUGUAAAGUUGGGUUGCGAGGUAUAAGUAAGGUUCUCAAGGAUUUACGUGCCAUCGAGGUACAAGUAAGGCGAGAAACGGUUAUACGCUGUCUCUCAAAGUUAUCAAUAGUGCACGGUUCCCGUCCCGAGAUCUUAACGAAAAACCGCGACAUAUCUAUUUGCUGUAAUUACCGUAACUAUUAUAACGAUUGCGAUAAUCAGAGAGAAUCACAUAUCCGAGAUACCUUUUAUUCGCUCUAACAGAAAGAUUGUAUGAAUACAUAUGUACAGUGAAUAUGCGUGGAAAAAAACGGUGAGAAUCACGUACAAUUUUCUCUCGAGACUCGAGCUGUACAACUCGUUACUUUCGCUGAGCAAGAAAACGCGAGCACAAUUAAUUGUAAUUAAUUGCGUCGAAUGCAAGUGUUAAGAUAACCGUCGUUUGGUCUUAUCUUGUUAUACAUCUUUCAACUCGUUUCGACAUUUACACUGCGUGUGUAAGAGAGCUCCAGUUUAAUAUAACAACGAUUCUCUUUACACCUACUCGGAGUAUCAUGCAAAACGUGACCGCGCGGGCUUUAUUGUAAGCAGUUGUACAACAGUCGGAAGGGUGAAUCGAGCGAGGAAAG
Odontomachus brunneus is the source of this 2989-nucleotide messenger RNA. RefSeq names its product heparan sulfate glucosamine 3-O-sulfotransferase 6 (gene Hs3st-B). NCBI's taxonomy places the organism in Eukaryota, Metazoa, Arthropoda, Insecta, Hymenoptera, Formicidae. Bases 890 to 1981 code for a protein of 363 amino acids. Gene Ontology annotation, molecular function: [heparan sulfate]-glucosamine 3-sulfotransferase activity. The transcript has 4 exons. The record is from RefSeq and is a predicted model, not a curated record.